Aspergillus pseudoviridinutans is the source of this 774-nucleotide messenger RNA. Its product is annotated as SDR family NAD(P)-dependent oxidoreductase. The transcript has 2 exons. The record is from RefSeq and is a predicted model, not a curated record. NCBI's taxonomy places the organism in Eukaryota, Fungi, Ascomycota, Eurotiomycetes, Eurotiales, Aspergillaceae. Bases 1 to 774 code for a protein of 257 amino acids. Gene Ontology annotation, molecular function: oxidoreductase activity, acting on the CH-OH group of donors, NAD or NADP as acceptor.
AUGACGCCGGAAUUUCAGACUCCGCAUUUGACAUUAGCUGGCAAAGUUGCCAUUGUGACGGGAGGAUCGCGUGGUAUUGGAGCUGCCACUGCUCUAGAGCUCGCUAAGCGUGGGCAAAGUAGUGAGGCAUUGGCGGAACAAGUUGUCUCCACUAUUAAUAAACUUGGCAAUGGUGCUUCUGCUAUCAAAAUCAAGGCAGAUAUGCAUGACCUUGAGUCUCCGAAAAAAAUUGUAAGCGAGACGACAGCUGCUUUUGGAGACCAAAUCGAUAUUCUUGUCAAUAAUGCCGGCAUGGAAUUUGGAAAGCCACUUGAAGGAAUCACUGUUGAGGAAUAUACCAAGGUUCUUGACCUUAAUGUCCGCAGUGUUAUUUUCAUGACGCAAGCUGUACUUCCACAUCUCCGGUGCCCAGGCCGCAUCAUCAAUAUCGGAUCUGUCCUGGGGCGUAUUGGCCAUCCAGGGGCGAGUAUUUACUCAGCCACUAAGGCAGCGCUGGAAGCUCUCAGCCGUGGCUGGGCGUCAGAAUUAGGUGCUGCUGGCCACACUGUCAAUGUUGUGGCUCCUGCCCUUACCGAAACCGAUAUGAUGGCUCGCGCUACAGCAGCUGGGGGAUCCGAGCAGGCCAUCCAAAUGCAAAAGAUGUUGACUCCUUUAGAACACAGACUUGGUAAGGCUGACGAUAUUGCUCUUGUUGUGGCAUGGCUGGCGGAUCCGUCGAGCAGGUGGAUUACUGGACAAACUAUUCAGGCUGGCGGAGGUAUCUACAUGUCCUGA